AUACUCUUUGACUUUUAUUAGGGCAUGAAUUACCUAGAAGAGCGUCAUCUUGUGCACAGAGACUUGGCUGCUCGUAAUGUGUUGGUAAAGACCCCUCAGCAUGUGAAGAUCACUGAUUUUGGCUUGGCCAAGCUGUUGAAUGCCGAUGAGAAGGAGUAUCACGCAGAUGGUGGAAAGGUGCCAAUAAAAUGGAUGGCACUUGAAUCCAUCCUGCACAGAACAUACACCCACCAGAGUGAUGUCUGGAGUUACGGUGUGACAGUCUGGGAACUGAUGACAUUUGGAACAAAGCCCUAUGAUGGGAUUCCUGCAAGUGAAAUUGCUGAAGUUCUAGAGAAAGGAGAAAGACUUCCACAGCCUCCUAUCUGCACCAUUGAUGUGUACAUGAUAAUGGUCAAAUGUUGGAUGAUCGAUGCAGAGAGCAGACCUCGCUUCAGGGAGCUCAUCUCUUGA
Molecule: messenger RNA, 453 nt
Organism: Carassius auratus (goldfish)
Lineage: Eukaryota; Metazoa; Chordata; Actinopteri; Cypriniformes; Cyprinidae
Product: epidermal growth factor receptor-like
Exons: 4
Coding region: 25-453 (142 amino acids)
Biological process (GO): positive regulation of kinase activity; negative regulation of apoptotic process; multicellular organism development
Cellular component (GO): basal plasma membrane; signaling receptor complex; plasma membrane
Molecular function (GO): epidermal growth factor binding; ATP binding; epidermal growth factor receptor activity
Source: RefSeq, a predicted model, not a curated record